UCCUUUCUCUCUCGCUAGUCGGAGUAGUCGCUACUUCCCCUCUGCCCCUUUCUCUCUCGCGAUUCCCUUCUCUUCUCCAUUCUUUGUCUCUCAGAUCUCACUCAUCUCAGUAUAUCACCCAUCACUCUCUCGCCUUCUCCAAUCUCCGCCUCUCACCUCUCGCACUCUCUCCGCGGCUCCGCCUCUCCGCCGGAAUACGACUCUGACUCCGGUCCUCUUGAGUCUCGCCUUCGCUCAGGGCUCUCGGCCACUCGGUGAGUCCUCUCGAAAUGGUUAUUCCUCCACCAGUUAGACCAGAAAGAGUCACAAAGUUCCUCAAACCUUAUGUCUUGAGGAUGCACUUCACGAACAAGUAUGUGAAUGCUCAAGUAGUCCACACACCAAGUGCAACAGUUGCCACAGCUGCCAGCACACAAGAGAAGAGCUUGAGGUUGGGGAUGAUAGAAGCGAAAGAAAACACCCGGGAUGUUGCUGCUGCUGCAAAAAUAGGCAAGCUGCUGGGGGAGCGACUGCGGGUCAAAGGCAUUCCUGCUGUUUCUGUUUUCUUCAAAAAGGAUCAGAGAUAUCAUGGAAAGGUCAAAGCUGUGAUUGAUUCCAUCAGGGGAGAAGGAAUUGAAUUGGUUUGAAUUUGGAUUCUGAUGAAUAAUUCCCAGUUUAUUUCUUGAACAAUUUAUGCUAAAAAACUUGGGUUAUUUGAUUCAAAUGCAUCGGGGGGAAGGGAAACUGGAAAUGUAAUAUUUUUUAGGGUGCUAUGCACCAAAGGAUUUAUGCAAGUUUAUUGGUACAACAAACAUUGAAAAGUUAGCGUAGAUUCUUCAUGUUUUCCUGCCAUUUUACUCAAAUUACUCA
Ipomoea nil (Japanese morning glory) is the source of this 849-nucleotide messenger RNA. Its product is annotated as 50S ribosomal protein L18-like. NCBI's taxonomy places the organism in Eukaryota, Viridiplantae, Streptophyta, Magnoliopsida, Solanales, Convolvulaceae. The coding region runs from base 270 to 626 and encodes 118 amino acids. Gene Ontology annotation, biological process: translation. Gene Ontology annotation, cellular component: ribosome. Gene Ontology annotation, molecular function: structural constituent of ribosome; 5S rRNA binding. The record is from RefSeq and is a predicted model, not a curated record. The transcript has 2 exons.